GAAUCAGUCAAUGGCUUUUCUUUCAAUGAUUAGUUUUUUUUAAGUAGUUCUGAAAUCAUCCGCUAGGUAGUCCACCAUUACUAUCUGAGACUUAUUUGUCGAGUUGUUGUCUUUGCCAAUUUGUUUUUAUAUUAUAUUUUGUUGAACGUGGAAUGUUUUCUAAUUGCUUGUGCGACCUUUAACUUUUGUUGUUGCACGUUUUGAAGUAUCAGAUAAUUAUGUCGAUGUAAGCCUGAGUGUUUUCGUAAUAUAAUGAAACACAAAUACAAGUUAAUUUUCUGUCUCACGGUACGGUUGACGAGAAUACGGAAAAUUGCGAUAAAUAUGAAAUGUUAUCUACGAAUUUCGAUGGAAAAUUGGAGGGUAAUAAGUUGAGAUAUAAUAGGUGUAUUUUGGAAAUUUGUUCGACUCAUUUUUCAACUUUAUGAAAUUUUUUAAAAUUGCGCUGAUCUCGAUUACAAAAUGUCUGUAUAAACCCAAAGUUUAAAAAAAUUCAUCGUUCCUGAGAUUCUCUAACAAUGUGAUUUUGCUAGAAUUUUGUACGUAUACGAUAGCUUAUGUUAUUAAAUAAAUAAAACCACCCCCGCCAGAUUUAUUCACCCAAGUUUCAAAUAAGCUCUGCUCUAUUUAUGGCGCGAAGCUUUUGAAUUUCCUCUUCGGUGAUUUUGUAUUUGAAAAUUGAUACCCAGUCAAUUGCGGAAGAUUAGAUGCGUAUAGUACAGAAUUUGCUAUGCAGUCGUGCACCCAUCGUGCACUUCAUGAGCGAAAAAUAAAAGGACUCUACACGCCCUAGUCACGCAGUUUUGACCGCCAUUUUUUUUCUGUGGAACAAAUGACGUCAUAGAAUUCAAAUUGAAACUUCGUUGCAAUGGAUUUAACGUUCUUUAUUUUGAAAUAUCAUCUUUCGCAAUCGCGGUGAAUCUUGAAUUGACAUCAACGGGGAGGACAAAAACCGGAUGCAGUGAGGCGUGCAUCCGUUCUAUUCAUCGUCGAAACGAACGUUGGGAGGUGGCGUGGCUUGUCAUGCACCUGCCACCUUACGGGCUGGGAUGACUGCUGGUCAAAUAUGGCUCCACGUUGAACGCCAAUGCAGGGUUCUGUUCCGACGAGUGAAUAAAUAUCACACAAGUAUAAUUCCGUGUUAACUCGUUAUUCAGUUUAAACCAGAAACCAGAAAGUACACUCGACCGCAUGCCAGUCAAUCCAAAUUGUCAGCCAUGAAGAGGGUCGUUCUUUUUAUCAACGGGACGGAUGUCAACGGCAAGGUAUUUAUGGUGACGCACUCUAUCGACGAGCUUCUAUGUGCAGCUAGUUUGAAGUUUGAAAUAUCCGCUAAAAGGCUGUUCACACCGCACGGCGGAGAAAUUGACGAUUUGAAGCUCAUCAGGGAUGACGAUGUUUUGUACGUAUCAAGUGGUGAAGAUUUUAUUACGAAAAAGUCUAACAAGGAGCGAAGUUCAUCGAAUAAUACGAGUUCGGAAUGGCUGACUUUGAACGUUGGCGGGAAAUAUUUCGUCACGACAAGGAGCACGUUGACCAACAAGGAGCCUAUGAGCAUGUUGGCUAGAAUGUUCUCCCAAGGCGAUGAUGACACCGGAUGGCGAAUACAACCAAGUGCCCAAGAUCAAAACGGAGCAUUUAUGAUCGAUAGAAGUCCAACGUACUUUGAACCGCUAUUGAAUUAUCUAAGGCAUGGUGAAUUAAUACUCGAAAAAAACAUAAACCCGGCAGGGGUUCUGGCAGAGGCGCGAUUUUACGGUAUAGAAGGUGCUUUCGAAAUCUUGGAGCCUAUGAUAGCGAAAUACAGUCCGGACGAAAAAGAAACGGCCCCAUUAACGCGCCGCGAUGUCCUCAGGGCGAUAUUAUCCACAUCCGCUCCUCACGAGCUUCGUUUCCAAGGUGUAAAUUUAGCUGGUACUGAUCUCUCGCGGCUUGAUCUUCGCAACAUCAACUUCAAGUACGCGAAUCUGCACGGCUGUCGCUUGUGCGGGACGAAUUUUUCCGGCUGUAAUCUGGAGCGUGCGGAUCUUUCGGGCAGCAACAUGGAAGGCGCUCAGCUCCUGAUGGUUCGAAUGCUUUGCGUCAAUCUCGAGGCGGCGUGUCUCAAGGGUUGUAAUUUCGAGGAUCCGACUGGUCUUCGGGCGAACCUUGAGGGGGCGAACUUGAAGGGCGCUAAUCUCGAGGGCAGCAACAUGGCAGGCAUCAAUCUUCGGGUCGCAACCCUCAAGAACGCGAAACUAAGGAACUGCGAUCUCAGAGCUGCGGUUCUCGCUGGCGCUGAUCUUGAGUUUUGUGACUUCUCUGGAUCCGAUCUCAACGAGGCGAAUCUUCGCGGUGCAAACUUGAAGGAAGCUACGUUCGAUUUUAUGCUGACGCCACUUCAUAUGUCUCAAACCGUACGGUAAUAAUUAUUGAACGGCGUGUAUAACUAUGUUAUCCAACGUAAUCCGUGAUAUGAAUUUGUUGCAAAAAAAAAACAAAAAAAGAAAUCUAAACUUGGAAUCGUAUUUUGUGUAAAUUAGUUUUAUAAUACUGAAUCAAUGAUGCUUCCGUAAAUACUUGUACGAUUCUCAUUUCUCUCGAAUUCAACGAAUGAAGAGGAGAAUCAAAAAAGAUGGCGAGUGCCGGUAGCUGAGAUAGAGAGUAGAAAAAAAAAAACUAACGGAGAAAAACGAUUUUUUUCCGCCACAUACUUAAUUGUCAACGGAAUUUUUUUUCUGUCCAAAUUUACACUCGCAGCGUUUUUGAAUUUUCUUCUUCAACUUUAUAACCUCAAUAAUACAACUCGUGGAUUGAAUUUCUACGGAAAUUUAUAAACGGAUAGAGUUUUAUGUUCAGAAUAAAAUUUAUCGGCUGUGUC
Molecule: messenger RNA, 2860 nt
Organism: Neodiprion fabricii
Lineage: Eukaryota; Metazoa; Arthropoda; Insecta; Hymenoptera; Diprionidae
Product: BTB/POZ domain-containing protein KCTD9
Exons: 7
Coding region: 1218-2405 (395 amino acids)
Biological process (GO): protein homooligomerization; intracellular signal transduction
Molecular function (GO): protein binding
Source: RefSeq, a predicted model, not a curated record